Messenger RNA from Acanthisitta chloris (rifleman), 1077 nucleotides. RefSeq names its product CUB and sushi domain-containing protein 1-like. NCBI's taxonomy places the organism in Eukaryota, Metazoa, Chordata, Aves, Passeriformes, Acanthisittidae. The record is from RefSeq and is a predicted model, not a curated record. The transcript is spliced from 8 exons. The annotation marks the transcript as partial.
CUAUCACCUGUGGUCCCCCUCCAGCAGUGCUGUAUGGGAAGGUGGAAGGCUCUGACUAUCGCUGGGGUGCCAGUGUGAGCUACAGCUGUGCAGAGGGUUAUCAGCUGUCCAACACAGCCAUUCUCUCCUGUGAAGGACGAGGGGUUUGGCGAGGAGACAUCCCACAGUGCUUGCCUGUGUUUUGUGGUGAUCCUGGCACUCCAGCAGAAGGACGUCUCAAUGGGAAGAGUUUCACCUACAGAUCUGAAGUUAGUUUUCAGUGCAGACCCCCUUUUAUUCUGAUAGGCUCCUCAAGAAGGUUCUGCCAAGCAGAUGGCACUUGGAGUGGAAUCCAGCCAACAUGCAUUGAUCCAGCUCACAAUACAUGUACAGACCCUGGUACUCCACAUUUUGGAAUCCAGAACAGUUCCAGAGGUUAUGAGGUUGGGAGCACAGUGUAUUUCAGGUGCAGGAAAGGUUAUCACAUUCAAGGAUCUACCACCCGUUCUUGUCUGGCUAACUUAACCUGGAGUGGGAUCCAGUCUGAGUGCAUUCCUCAUGCUUGUAGGCAGCCAGAGACACCAGCACACGUAGAUGUGAAAGCAAUAGACCUUCCUACCUUAGGGUACACUUUGGUGUACACCUGUCAGCCAGGAUUUUUCCUUGCUGGAGGAUCAGAACAUCGGACGUGUAAACCAGAUAUGAAAUGGACAGGAAAAUCACCUAUUUGUAAAAUUCCCUCAGAUGUGUUUUUUAUAAAUUCACUGUGGAAAGGGUUUUAUGAAUACCUAGGAAAAAGACAACCUGCUACUCUCACUGUGGAUUGGUUCAAUACUACAAGCAGCAAAGUGAAUGCCACGUUCAUCGAGGCAUCCAACAUCCAACUCAAACUAUCAGGUAUUUACAAGAAGGAAGAAGCUCAUUUGCUCCUGAAAGUGUUUCAGAUUAAAGGACCCAGUGAGAUUUUUGUCAGCAAGUUGGAAAACGACAACUGGGCACUCGAUGGUUAUGUAUCCUCAGGGCUGGAAAGAGGUGUUUUUACCUAUCAAGGUGAUAUACAUGGAAAAGACUUUGGGAAAUUUAUGCUCCAAAGACAAG